UUCCCUUUGUUCAUCUUCCCUCUUGCAUUGUCGAGGCUAUUGUUCGCCUAUUUACUCUACCCUCUGAUGAACAGUCUGUGCAAUUGAUGAUUCUCCGGAUUCAUACUCUCAUGUGAACUUGUUGACAUCGUGGUUGAUUCGGGUUCCAUCUUUAAUCAAACUUUCCUCAUUCCGAUCUGAGCACUGAUCGGGUUAUUAUGGCCCCCAUCAACCUGCUCACUCGUCUCAGGACGCUUUACUCCAAGGAUUACGAUGAACCAGCUAUCUCAACGGCAGCAGCAGCUUUCUUCUCGGUUUUCCUGACUCUUAUUUACGUGAUUCCAUUCUACGUGAAUGUCACCACCCGGCCGUCCCCCACUCUGAGUCGCGAUGCACCAUCAGUGAUCCGCGCGCGAAUCCGCAGCGUGACCCUGUCAUGCAUCGCGAGCACGCUCAUCGUCGCCUGGCUGAUCAUCGGCAAAGACGACGGAUCUCUGACGGAGGCCCUCAAACUCCUGGGGUGGUGGCCCAUCAGCUUUGCCGACAUCUUCCGCAGCCUGCUGCUGACAGCCAUCCUCUUCGCGGGGCCAUUGUACGAAAGAGGCAUCGCUGAGGGCGAAUGGAGGGAGUGGGCCCAGGGUAGCCGCAUCAGCGCGUCCUUGCGCAGCUGGAUCGGCUGGAGGAACUACGUGGCGGGCCCAAUCACCGAGGAAAUCAUGUUCCGCUCAGCGAUUGUCCCGCUGCAUCUGCUUGCCAAGGUGUCUUCGGGCCACGUCGUCUUCGUAGCACCCCUGUACUUUGGCAUCGCGCACGUGCACCACUUCUACGAGUUCCGCCUCACGCAUCCCGACACCUCAGUGAUCGCAGCGUUGCUGCGCUCCAUCUUCCAGUUCGGCUACACCACCGUCUUUGGGUGGUAUGCCACUUUCCUUUACCUGCGCACCGGGUCGCUCCCGGCGGUCAUUCUCGCGCAUACCUUCUGCAACUGGUGCGGACUGCCCCGGCUGUGGGGGCGGGUCGAGGCAGGCGUACCCAUCGGGCCCCCAUUGGCCAAGGGGAAGGGUAGCAGCUUAGAUGAGACGGUAUAUGGGCAGUUGGGCAUGGGCUGGACUGUCGCCUACUAUGUUCUGCUCGUCGGGGGCGCGGUGGGGUUCUACUAUGCGCUGUGGCCUUUGUCGGAGUCCUUGAAUGCGCUGGCCUCUUUCUCGAGUCCGCACAAGAGGACGUAAUCAAUGAGAGGGAAGGUUGUGGAGCGUCAGCAUUGAUGUUUGCGUCUGGAUUUGAUGAACGAGGACGAGAUCGCCACGUUUUAUACAUAUAUAAUAUACUUUAAUGCGGCCUGAAGCAGGUAGGACAUAUGUUGAG
Messenger RNA from Aspergillus uvarum CBS 121591, 1344 nucleotides. RefSeq names its product CAAX prenyl protease RCE1. Gene Ontology annotation, molecular function: metalloendopeptidase activity. Gene Ontology annotation, cellular component: endoplasmic reticulum membrane. The coding region runs from base 198 to 1208 and encodes 336 amino acids. The transcript has 4 exons. The record is from RefSeq and is a predicted model, not a curated record. Gene Ontology annotation, biological process: CAAX-box protein processing. NCBI's taxonomy places the organism in Eukaryota, Fungi, Ascomycota, Eurotiomycetes, Eurotiales, Aspergillaceae.